This is a messenger RNA of Capsella rubella, 1860 nucleotides long. RefSeq lists its product as uncharacterized. The record is from RefSeq and is a predicted model, not a curated record. The transcript is spliced from 4 exons. NCBI's taxonomy places the organism in Eukaryota, Viridiplantae, Streptophyta, Magnoliopsida, Brassicales, Brassicaceae. The coding region runs from base 1 to 1860 and encodes 619 amino acids.
AUGACGGCUCUCGAAGGCGACUCUAGGGUUUUGGGGACGAGUGAAAAGGAUGUGUCGAUGGUGGAUGUGGGAGAUUGUGGUCGACCUCCGGGUGAUCCACCGGAUAACCAGCGGUCGUGGGCGAAGAUGGUGGCAGCCGGUGGUUCGAAUGGUAUGCCGAAUCCGGAGGGUAUUUUUGAUGCAAAGUUUGUGAAGGAGAGGUUGUGUGUGGAGUUUCCGGAUGGGAAGGCUGGUGAACCUGUUGUCACGGUUGGGGCAGAGGUGUUGGAGGUUAUGAAUGGGUUGUGGCGGAGGUGUAUGAUUGUUAAGGUUUUAGGGCGUAGUGUUUCGGUCUCGGUGUUGAGCAGAAGAUUGCGUGAUUUGUGGAAACCGGCGGGGGCGAUGCACGUGAUGGAUCUUCCACGUCAAUUCUUCAUGAUUCGUUUUGAGAAGGAAGAGGAAUACAUGGCGGCUCUUACAGGAGGACCAUGGAGGGUCUUUGGGAGUUGCCUUCUUACUCAAGCAUGGUCUCCAUCAUUUGAUCCGUUAAGAGAUGAGAUCACAACGACACCGGUUUGGAUCAGAUUAUCGAAUCUGCCUGUGAAUUUCUAUCAUCAAUUUAUUUUGAUGGGUAUCGCGGAAGGUUUGGGGACGCCGAUUAAAGUGGAUCUUACCACGUUACAGUUUGAGCGAGCUCGUUUUGCCCGAAUAUGUGUGGAGGUUGAUUUGAAAAAUCCGCUAAAAGGUACAAUAUUGAUUAAUGGAGAGAGGUACUUUGUGUCUUAUGAGGGGUUGACGACUAUUUGUUCGAAGUGUGGGAUGUACGGUCAUCUCGUCCAUGCAUGCCCCCUAGUUGUGAAGGAGAAUGUUUCUGUCCAUGCCCAAGUGGUAUCGGGUGGAGUAGUGAGUGAGGUUAGUUCGAUGGAUGAUGGGUUUGCAGUGGUUCGAGAUAGGGAGAGGCGAACUAAACCACGGGAGGAGAAGAGUAACACGACCGUCGGAGUUCGGGGCGGUUCUCAGAAUCGUAAUCUUCGGGAAAUCCCGGUGACUAAGAUCUCGGGUGAUGUAAGGGAAGUGGCUGAUUCACGGGAGGAGAAUAAGGAGAAUGAGAUUCUCUCAGAUUCUUUGAAUAAUGGGAAGGGUGUGAUGGUAGAGAAGGAAAGUGUUUUCGGCGGGAAGCGCAUAGAGGCAAACAAAGAUUUUGGUGGUGUGUUUAAAGGGACACGGGCUGGUCUGGGAAUUGCUAUAGGACCUAAUGGGCCUAAGAACGUGGGAGUUAAGCCCAAAAGUAGAGGAGGCAGGCCGAUGCGAGGUUUGGUUUUUGGCCCAAGCAAGGGUGAGGUGGAGCUAUCUGUGUCGGGGAAGAGGUUGCGGAUGGAGAAGGAGAGUGAUGGCCGACCGGGAGGAGCUUUUGUUAAUGAUGGUGACAAGGCGAGGGGGCUGGAUACUAAGGCCUGCUCUGGUAAUGUGGGGGCUAUGCAUCAGUUGGGUGUCGAGUUGGGAGGUGACAGAGCGCGUCAGAUUUGUCAAGGGCUGGGGUUUGGUAACUCUUUCAGGGUGGAUGCUGUUGGCCAAAGUGGAGGUUUGUGGCUGUUGUGGCGGUCUGGUAUCGGCGAUGUGGUGAUUGUGAACUCCUCGGACCAAUUCAUCCAUGCCAAAAUUGUGAACGGGACGGAUAGUCUCCAUGUUAUUGCGGUGUAUGCUGCUCCGUCUGCUACUAGGCGAAGUGGGCUGUGGGACCAACUUCGAGAUGAGAUACAUAACAUUACAGAACCGGUGUUUGUGGGUGGAGAUUUCAACACCAUUGUAAGGAUUGAUGAAAGAGCGGGUGGGAAUGGAAGGGAAAUAAAUUUACCUGGCGUAGGGGGCGUGUGGCGAUGA